AUGACAGCAUCAAGAGCAAUAUCAAUUAAUUCGAUUAUUGCAUUUGUUAUAAAAUUUCCAUUGUUAGCUUAUUUUAUUGGAUUUUUUGAAGAUUUUAUUAUUUCUGUUAUUAAAACUGGCCCAAUUCCAAAACAUAUUGCAUUAAUUAUGGAUGGUAAUAGAACUUAUGCAAAAAAGCAUAGAUUACCAUUGAAAGAAGGCCAUUUUGCUGGUGCUAAUGCUUUAGUUAAAGUUGGUAUUGAACAAGUCACAAUUUAUGCUUUUUCAUUAGAAAACUUCAAUAGAACUAAAGAAGAAGUUGAUACAUUAUUUGGUUUAUUACGUGAUAAAUUAAAAAUGAUUUCUGAAUAUGAAGAUUCUUAUGCAAGAUAUAAUAAAGUUAAAAUUAAAAUAGUGGGUAAUAGAUCAUAUAUUCCACAAGAUAUAUUAAAAGAUUUAGAAUAUAUUGAAGAAAUUACAAUGGCCAAAUCUUCCAAAAAGAUUUUAAAUGUUUGUUUUCCAUAUACUGCUCGUGAUGAAAUUACUCAUGCUAUAAAAUCAAUUGCUGAAAAAAGAGUUAAUAAAGAAAUUAAAUCAAAAGAUGAAAUUACUACAAAAUUAAUUGAAUCAAAUUUCUAUUUUGGUGAUGAAGUUCCUCCUUUAGAUAUUUUAGUUCGUACAAGUGGUCAUACAAGAUUAAGUGAUUUUUUACUUUGGCAAUGUAAUACUGAUUGUACUAUUGAAUUUCCUGAUACUUUAUGGCCAGAUUUUGGUUUUAUUAGUAUUAUGUCAAUUUUAAUUAAAUGGAGUUAUUAUAAAACUUUACAAUUAGAAGAAGAAUUAUUGAGAGGUAAAGAACCUCAAGUUCAAGAUGCUAAUGUUCCAGUAUUAUUAAAUGAAUUACCUCAACCACCACCAGUUGCUACAGUUGCUGAUUGA
Messenger RNA from Lodderomyces jiufengensis, 918 nucleotides. RefSeq names its product ditrans,polycis-polyprenyl diphosphate synthase (gene SRT1). The record is from RefSeq and is a predicted model, not a curated record. Lineage: Eukaryota; Fungi; Ascomycota; Pichiomycetes; Serinales; Debaryomycetaceae. Gene Ontology annotation, molecular function: ditrans,polycis-polyprenyl diphosphate synthase [(2E,6E)-farnesyl diphosphate specific] activity. The transcript has 2 exons. Gene Ontology annotation, cellular component: membrane; dehydrodolichyl diphosphate synthase complex; lipid droplet. The coding region runs from base 1 to 918 and encodes 305 amino acids.